Entrophospora sp. SA101 is the source of this 1065-nucleotide messenger RNA. The record is from the annotation of a GenBank genome assembly. NCBI's taxonomy places the organism in Eukaryota, Fungi, Glomeromycota, Glomeromycetes, Entrophosporales, Entrophosporaceae.
AUGAAUCUCGAAAGCGUAUCGUUAUCGGAAAAGACCAAAAUAAAUCUCCAACAAGCAGGCUAUAACCAACUAACUAAUAUCCAAUUACAAGUUAUUCCUCUGAUAUUAGCAGACAAAGAUAUUAUUGCUCAAUCACAGACCGGCACGGGAAAAACCGCGGCCUUCUUGAUUCCAGUUUUGGAAAAACUAGAAAACAUCGGUAAACCACAAGUACUUAUUUUAGCUCCGACCCGGGAAUUAGCCUUACAAGUAAGCGAAGAAGCCAGAAAAUUAUCGGUCAACAAAUUACGUAUCUUGGCAGUUUACGGCGGCGAUUCAAUUCACAGGCAAUUACAGUCUUUUCGCCAAGGAAUAGAUGUAAUAAUAGGCACACCAGGGAGAAUAAUUGACCAUAUUUUUACCCGAAAAAGUUUCCCCUUAGAACAUUUAAAAAUUGUCGUUCUGGAUGAAGUUGACGAAAUGAUUAACCAAGGAUUUUUAAAGGAAGUGGAAAGGAUAAUUAAAAGACUUCCUCGCGAACGCCAAACCCUACUUUUUUCGGCCACUAUUUCGCCCCAAGUGGAAGGAUUUGCCAAAAGAUUUGCCACUAAUCCGGAAGUUAUUACCAGCACCACUGACGAUUUACCAAGUAAUACUGAACACUAUUAUCUCGAAGUCUCUUCACCACGGCAGAAAAUACCUAAUUUAAUUAAAUUUCUUUCUACUAAUAAACCUGAUUCGGUAAUUGUUUUUGCCAACACCAAACGAAAAGUAGAUGAAAUAAAAGAUAUUCUGUUGGAAAAUCAGUUCCGAGUUGACUCUAUUCAUAGUGACUUAUCGCAAUUCCAAAGAACUAGAGUUUUCCAAAAAUUCCGAGCGAAAAAAAUUUCUUUAUUAAUCGCUACUGACGUGGCCGCUCGGGGCUUAGACAUUAAAGAUAUUUCUUAUGUCAUUAAUUAUGAUUUCCCCCAAGACCGAGAGUUUUAUAUUCACCGCACCGGACGAACUGGACGAGCUGGAGCCAGCGUGAAAAACCAAACUAAGAUUAAUAGUCUCAAACGGCAACCUAACGGAACUUAUUAUUGA